Messenger RNA from Trypanosoma theileri, 255 nucleotides. RefSeq lists its product as uncharacterized. The annotation marks the transcript as partial. The record is from RefSeq and is a predicted model, not a curated record. The transcript has a single exon. NCBI's taxonomy places the organism in Eukaryota, Euglenozoa, Kinetoplastea, Trypanosomatida, Trypanosomatidae.
UUGGCAGAAGAGGCGCGAUCACCUGUGGAGGUACAGGAACCUACUUUACUCACUAAUGAAGAGUCUCCUUGUGGUGGUGAUGCUGUUGGUUCUUCCAGUACUGCAUGUACUUCUGUUCGUCCUCCUGCUCCUCCUCCUGGUCGUGCUGAACCACAAGCAGGCCUUCUUGUUAAAGGAGAACCACCUGCUAAUGGUGUUGCUGGUCUUCAAGGUGAUCUCAGUGAAGGAGAUAAACAUCUUGGUGUUAAGCUUCCU